CCGCCGCAAUCUCCAUCGAAAAUAACUCCAGAAAAGCAAAAAAGAGAGGAAGGCGUGAAAUUUUCCAGUGGCAAAAAAGAGGUGAAACAGGAGGCAGAUCGGUAUCUACCACAAAUAUGUGUUGAUCCCAAACCGAGACUUCUAAGCAAUGUGGAUGAUGAGAUGAAAAGAGAAAAAGUAGAUUGGAGUCAACGAAUUGUCGAAGACUAUUUAUUGGGACAUUCCGAGUUUUCGCAUAUAUCGGAGCUUAUUCUGUGGGAAAUUUUGUUGAUCCGUAAAGAAGACUAUGGUUUCUAUCUUAAUCCUGUGAUCAGAGAAUAUUUGAAUAAAAUCAAAGUUUUGAAAUAUAUGGAUGGUAAAGUUCAUGUGGAAAUAAAUCAACUUGCCGACCAGAUAGCCGGUUUAUGGCGAAAUUCAAAUAAUCUCACGAAAUUGGCUGAAUUAUGGAAGAUUUUGAUGAGUGACGAAUUGCGUAAUGUAUUUAUAAUUGAAGCAAUACCGAACAAUAACGGUUUGAAUUAUUAA
Anisakis simplex (herring worm) is the source of this 525-nucleotide messenger RNA. Lineage: Eukaryota; Metazoa; Nematoda; Chromadorea; Rhabditida; Anisakidae. The record is from the annotation of a GenBank genome assembly.